AUGUUUUCAGCGGAUAUCGCCUACUUUUCUGAACGCAACAACACUGAACAAACUGCAUCUGCAGUGCUUUCUUCUGCAGUACUUGAUGAGUCGCUAUCUUUAGAAUCAAAACCAAGCUUUGAUGACUUUGCCUUCACUGGUGAAUCCAGUUCUAUGUCUAAAGAUAGCCUUUCACCUGCUUCAUCGCCCUCUGUACUUCAUCCUUUCGUCAAAUCAUCUUGGUCAAACGGAAGUAAAGUCAGUACGCAGCUAUCAGAGCACGUACCUAGCACUAUGUUAGAUGGUGAAUUAUUGGAGUCGGCAACUGCAUUUGGGCCUACAGAGGUUCCACUCGAUUGCGACCACGUUUGCCCGAAUAAAUACGAGUUAGGUCCCGAGUAUUGCUACCGUAUUCUAUCCGCAAAACAGUCAAGAACUUACCUAAGGGCGUUACGAUCAUGCCAAGAGGAUGUUAACGCUGAUCUUGCCGAUGAAAUUGAUCUCAGAAAUCCGGAAGUCAUGGAGCUUGUUCGCUCGUUAAGGUAAUG
Strongylus vulgaris is the source of this 527-nucleotide messenger RNA. Lineage: Eukaryota; Metazoa; Nematoda; Chromadorea; Rhabditida; Strongylidae. The record is from the annotation of a GenBank genome assembly.